Messenger RNA from Eubalaena glacialis (North Atlantic right whale), 1860 nucleotides. It is a transcript of the gene AMER2, whose product is annotated as APC membrane recruitment protein 2. The record is from RefSeq and is a predicted model, not a curated record. Bases 37 to 1860 code for a protein of 607 amino acids. Gene Ontology annotation, molecular function: phosphatidylinositol-4,5-bisphosphate binding; beta-catenin binding. Gene Ontology annotation, biological process: regulation of canonical Wnt signaling pathway. Gene Ontology annotation, cellular component: plasma membrane. The transcript has a single exon. NCBI's taxonomy places the organism in Eukaryota, Metazoa, Chordata, Mammalia, Artiodactyla, Balaenidae.
AAGGCGCGGGCUGCGGCCGGGACCCUCGCGGCAGACAUGGACUUGCAUUGUGAUCGCGCCGCCGAGCCACCGGCCGCCGAGCCGCCGUCGGGCAAGAUUAACAGAGCCGCCUUCAAACUGUUCAAGAAGAGGAAGCCGGGCGGCGCGAUGCCCAGCAUCUUCGGGGUCAAAAACAAAGGGGACGGGAAGGGCGCGGGGCCCGCGGGGCUGGUGCGCAGCCGGACGCACGACGGGCUGGCCGAGGCGCUGGCGGUGGAGGGCGGCCGCCGCGAGGAGCCGCGCGCGGGCGGCGGGGACGGGGCGCGGCCGGGCCCCGCGGCCCCCCGGGCGGCCCCGGGCGGCGCGGGCCCGGCGGCCGGCGGCUCGGUGGCCAAGUCGCACAGCUUCUUCUCGCUCCUGCGGAAGAACGGGCGGCCCGAGAGCGGCGGGGCGGAGCAGGCCGACGCGGGCAAGGCCGGCGGCAGACAAAAGCGGGGGCUACGGGGGCUCCUGGGCGGCGUGCGCUGGCGCAGGAAGGACCGGCGGCCCAAGGACGCGGCGCCGGCUGGGCGCGCGGGGGCCCCGGGCAGCCUGGCGCGGCCGGGCUCGCUCACCGCCAGCCUGGAGUGCGUCAAGGAGGAGGCGCCCGCGGCCGCGCGCGAGCAGGAGCCAGCAGGUGAGCCCGCGGCGGGGGAGCCGGAGCCGGCCUGCGCCCCGGGAGAGGGCGCCGCGGGACCCGGGCGCGCCGAGCGGCCCCGCGCGCCCCCCGAGCCCGAGCCCGAGCCGCGCGCCGGGGAGGGCCGGCCGGCCGAGGACGCCGCGGGGCCCGGGGCCGCGCCGGCCGAGACUGCGCCCCGGCCCGACUCCGAAGGCGGCCGCGCGCCCGCCGCCCCCGACCCUUCUUCGGUCGAUCCGCCCUCCGACCCAUCGGCCGAUCGUAUUUGUCUGAUGUUCUCUGACGUGACUUCACUGAAAAGCUUUGACUCUCUUACAGGCUGCGGAGAUAUUAUCGCAGACCCCGAGGACGAGGCAGGGCCCAGCUGUGCCAGGCAUGCCCCCGCGCCGGGCCAGCCGGGCCCCGCCCAAAAGCCCCCCGGCGUGGUGGCCUACCAGGGAGGCGGGGAGGAGAUGGCGAGCCCGGCCGAGGCGGACGACUCGUACCUGCAGGAGUUCUGGGACAUGCUCUCCCAGACCGAGGACCAGGGCCCCGGGCCCCAGCAGGGGGCGGCCCCGGCGGCGGCGGCGGCGGCGGCGGCGCCCGAAGCGCAGGUGGCCCCCGAGACCCCCAAGGACGCCAGGCGGGCCGAGGGGGCCAAGGACGCGUCCUCGGUCAAGCGCCGGAGGCUGCACCGGCUCCCCACGGAGCUCCAGCCGAAGGAGGAGCCCAAGCACCCGGACGAGGAGCCGCAGGAAGGCGUCCCCAACAGCGACGAGGGCUACUGGGACUCCCCCACCCCCGGGCCGCGGGAGGACGGCUCGGGCGGCGGCGUGAGGAAGGCGGGCCUCCCCCGGGACAGCGACAGCGGUGACGCGCUCUACGACCUCUACGCCGAGACCGAUGGAAGCCCCGCGGCCCUGCCCGCCGCCGCCGAGGACACGUCCUGCUCGUCCCGGUUAAAGCCCGUGUCUCCGGUCACCGUCACCUGUGCCCUGCGAACGCCGGGGAGCUUGCCGAAGGACUCCAAGAUCCCGAUCAGCAUCAAGCACCUCGCGAACCUUCCACCCAGCCACCCGGUGGUGCACCAGCAACCAGCCAGGAGCGAGCUGCCCAGAACCAAAAUCCCGGUGUCCAAGGUGCUGGUCCGCCGGGUCAGCAGCCGGGGCUUGGCCGGGACCACCCUCCGGGCCGCGGCGUGCCACGACAGUGCCAAAAAAUUGUGA